AUUAAGUAUUCUCUCUGAAUUUUGGAGAGCAAAACCAAAAGAAAAAAAUUCAGUUCAUCCAAACAGGCUAUACACUGCCAAGAACAAACAAGAAAAAUGCCUAGAAAAUUGCGAAAAUCGCUGCUAGGUUACCUCUCGAAGAUCAAAAGGCCAACGCCUCAGCUUCAAUUUCCUAAUCCCCAAUCAUUCAAAUCUUCAAAAAACUGGAUUCUCGCAGGUUGUAAGCAUCCGAAAACGCUGUCGUUCGCCAUCGAUCGGAAGAAUGGCGACGGCGCCGGUAACAACGCCGCUGCGGACCCCGCCGCUGCCGCUACUCUCUCCGAUGUCGAUCGAUUCCUCGUUGAGAACUUCCGAUCGUUGUACAUGAAAGAGGAGGAAGAGUUCGAGGAGAAGAAAAUAGAAGAAGAAGGUCGAGAGAGCAAGAAGCAAGGAGUGGUUUCACCUGAUUCGCCGGUUGAUUCGAACGGCGGAUCUCACCGAUUCUUCUUCUCCCCUGGCUUGUCCGGAUCUCCACCGAACGAUUCUCUGACGGAAUCGUCGGAAAAUGUAGGAUCGAGUUCUUCAUCUUUGAACGGUGAAAAUCAGAGCAAGGAUGUGAAACUUCCGAACGAUUGCAUCGCGAUUUUGAGGUACUCGCCGAAUCCGCCUGAGGAAUUUCGGCGAGCGAUGAAAGAGAUGAUGGAUUCUCACAUGAAACAGCAGGAGAAAGUGGAUUGGGAGUUUAUGGAAGAACUUCUGUUCUCUUUUCUAAAUCUGAACGAUAAAAAGUCGCAUAAACACAUACUUAAUGCUUUCGUUGAUUUGAUAGUGAUUUUGCGGCAGAAGGUUGAGGACGAUGCUUCGAAGCCUCGAACAGUCCGUAGCGUGAGAAUGGUGAGGAGGAUGAUGUGAAAUCUGCCGAAUCUGCAGAAUCUGCAGAAUCUGCAGAAUCUGCAGAAUCUUUGAAAAUGAUAUCAAAGAUUUGCAAAAAUAAUAACGAAUUUGAAAUGAAGGUCUCCUUGAAGCUUGUAGGAGAACCGCUCUCUGGUUCUGCAACAAAAGCGGAGAUGGUGAUUACAAUGCACAGGGUAUACUUCUCGAUAUCCUUACCCUUAACAUUCUAUCUGCUUCUCACAGUUUAGUCCCUACAAUCUGUAAGCAACAUCCGANAUUUUUUUUUUUUUUUU
Cucurbita pepo subsp. pepo (vegetable marrow) is the source of this 1166-nucleotide messenger RNA. Its product is annotated as transcription repressor OFP14. Lineage: Eukaryota; Viridiplantae; Streptophyta; Magnoliopsida; Cucurbitales; Cucurbitaceae. Gene Ontology annotation, biological process: negative regulation of DNA-templated transcription. The record is from RefSeq and is a predicted model, not a curated record.